CGGACACCGCGGUGUGUGCGGAAAAACUUAACUUCUGCUCUGCAUUGUAUCGCUUAAGGCUCGGCUUUAAGUUUUACUGUAAGCUCGGCCACUUGUUCUAAUGUUUAAAUCGCUGUCCCCGGGUAGGUGGUUCACUGCCUCCCAUGAAAAGGAAGAAAGGGACUCGGACACAGAGAAAAUUAUUGAUCCAAGCGAGGAGAGGCUGGCAGAGCAGGCGUCGGGGUUUGGAAAUUACUUGCUCAGUGCUGCUACACAGGCAUCCAAGAAGUUAUCUACAUCUGUGCUGGAGAAGGCAGAAUCCCUCCGUGUAUCAGUGGACAGACUUGCCGUCGAUGGCAUCUUAGAUAAGACCAUACUAGGUGAUUUUAAGAAAGAGCAGGACAAGUUUGUAAAAGAGAAGUACCAGAAGCAGACAACAGCUGAUGUAGCUGUUCCACCUUGGAUUGGUUUGAAUGAAGAUGAAUCCAUCAAACAAGAAAUUCUGGCACUCUCAUUGGAUCGCAGAAAUUUUCUCUGCAACCCUCCUGCAGGAGAUCAAUUUGAGUUUGACUUCAAGCAGUUUGCUCCAGUGGCCAUGUUAAUGUUGCAAGAAGAUGCGCUACUAAACCAAAUGCGUUUUAGAUUAGUGCCCAGCCUGGUAAAGGAGGAGGUGUUCUGGAGAAACUAUUUCUAUAGGGUGUCUCUAAUCAAGCAAGCCGCAGAACUUUCUUCGCUGGUUAAUGACCAGAAAGGAGCAGAGAUUAGAGAUAGUCAACAGAGCAGAGGAGAAAAAGUACCUCAUGCAGCAUUGCCUUCCAACCCAGAUAAUAUUCCCGAAUGGGAGAGGGAGCUGCAGAGAGAGCUGGAGGAGUUUGAGGUUGUGGGCAAUGAAGAUGGUGGUGAAAAACUGGGCAAUGACAGCUGGGAGCAGGAGAUUGAAGAACUCUUAAAAGUAUGAAUGCUAAAGGGACACACAAACCCAGUAUAUUCAGUUUUUACUGCAGGAGUGCUGUAGGAGAAGCUGAGUAUAUUGACAUCCACACUUCGUCAACGUUGCCUGAUCUACCUUAAUGAUUAGGUGUGUCCUAAUUCAGUGUUAUAUUAGUUUCCUGUGACAUUUUUUUUUUUGAAUGUUUAAUCUUAAAAUGGAUUGUGCCUUUCAAAUCUGUGGUAUCUGACAAUACUUGCCACAAAGUUACAUCCUGCAGUGCAAGUAUUUCCAGUGUGCACUUUAGCAUUAUUUUUUUCUUUCAUUUUCAUAUUCUUGAACAAAAAAAAAAAAAAUGUUUUUUUGUUUUUUUACAUUUGCCUAUAGCUGUAUUGACCAAAUAUAUUAUUCUUUUCAUA
This is a messenger RNA of Erpetoichthys calabaricus (reedfish), 1326 nucleotides long. Its product is annotated as synapse-associated protein 1-like. The coding region runs from base 101 to 937 and encodes 278 amino acids. The record is from RefSeq and is a predicted model, not a curated record. NCBI's taxonomy places the organism in Eukaryota, Metazoa, Chordata, Cladistia, Polypteriformes, Polypteridae. Gene Ontology annotation, cellular component: synapse; cytoplasm. The transcript has 7 exons.